Molecule: messenger RNA, 4894 nt
Organism: Calypte anna (Anna's hummingbird)
Lineage: Eukaryota; Metazoa; Chordata; Aves; Apodiformes; Trochilidae
Gene: MINDY2
Product: MINDY lysine 48 deubiquitinase 2
Exons: 9
Coding region: 145-1833 (562 amino acids)
Biological process (GO): protein K48-linked deubiquitination
Cellular component (GO): cell periphery; cytosol
Molecular function (GO): cysteine-type carboxypeptidase activity; cysteine-type deubiquitinase activity; K48-linked deubiquitinase activity
Source: RefSeq, a predicted model, not a curated record
GCAGCUGCUUCCCCCUCCCGCCCACACGUCCCCGGCGGGGCGGAGCCGUCGCUGCUAUGAUGGCGUCUUGGGCGCUGUUGGCGAAGGAUCAGCCGCUGCGGUGCCAAUAGAGAACGAAGGAGCCGGGCGGCCGGCGGGCCGGGCAUGGAGAGCCUGGCGCAGCCCCCGCCGCCUCCGGGGUCGCUGAAGAGGGGCGGCGGGGGCGCUGCCAGCCAGCUCCUCCUGGAAGAGGCGGUGGCAGGCGAGGGCGGCUGCAGGGACGGGCCCGCAGCGGCUGAGGAGGGCGGCGGGCGGCGCAGCCCUUCCCCUCAGCCGGUCCCCGCUCCCGUCGCAGCCCCUCGGACGGCGUCUCCUUCACAGGCCGCGGAGGACAGCUCGCCGGCGGAGGACAGUUCGCCGGCGGCGGACGGCGCGGCUCUGGCCGUGCCGGAGAGCCCCGGAGCGGCGCCUACCUCGGAGAGCGGUGCCGCGGGGGUCGGUUCCGGGAGCAGCGAAGCCGCUAGCCCGCCGGGGGAAGAGUCCCGGAGCCUGGACUCGCUGGAGUCCUUCUCCAACCUGCACUCCUGCUGCCCGAGCAGUUCCGAGCUCAACAGCGACGCCGAGGAGGCGGUAGUGGCGGGGGCCGCCUCGGGGGGCCCGGCCCCGCAGCCUGACGGGGAUAGGCCCUCGGCGGGCUCCCAGCUCCUCUCCGCCUCCAAGGAGCGCUUCCCGGGCCAGUCCGUCUACCACAUCAAGUGGGUCCGCUGGAAGGAGGAGAACACGCCCGUCAUCACCCAGAACGAGAACGGCCCCUGCCCGUUGCUGGCCAUUAUGAACGUCCUGCUCCUGGCUUGGAAGAUUAAGCUGCCACCAAUGAUGGAAAUAAUAACAGCUGAACAGCUCAUGGAAUACUUAGGAGACUAUAUUCUUGAUGCAAAGCCUAAGGAGAUAUCUGAAAUUCAGCGUCUGAAUUACGAGCAGAACAUGAGUGAUGCAAUGGCAAUCCUACACAAGUUACAGACAGGUCUGGAUGUCAACGUGAAGUUUACAGGUGUACGAGUGUUUGAAUACACACCUGAGUGCAUAGUGUUUGAUCUUCUUGAUAUCCCUUUGUACCACGGAUGGUUAGUGGACCCUCAGGUUGCUGACAUAGUAAAAGCAGUUGGUAACUGCAGUUACAAUCAGCUGGUGGAGAAGAUAAUUUCUUGUAAACAGUCGGACAACAGUGAACUGGUUAGUGAAGGAUUUGUAGCUGAGCAAUUUCUAAAUAACACAGCUACACAGUUGACAUACCAUGGACUGUGUGAAUUGACUUCAGCUGUCCAGGAGGGAGAGCUUUGUGUGUUCUUCAGGAACAACCACUUUAGCACCAUGACCAAAUACAAGGGUCAGCUUUACCUGCUGGUGACAGACCAGGGCUUUCUUACAGAAGAGAAAGUUGUCUGGGAAAGCUUACACAAUGUGGAUGGUGAUGGAAAUUUCUGUGAUUCUGAAUUCCACCUACGGCCUCCAUCAGACCCUGAAACUGUCUACAGAGGGCAGCAGGAUCAAAUAGAUCAAGAUUACCUGAUGGCAUUGUCUCUACAACAAGAGCAGCAAAAUCAAGAAAUUAACUGGGAACAGAUCCCAGAAGGAAUCAGUGAUCUUGAGCUAGCAAAGAAGCUCCAGGAAGAGGAGGACAGGAGAGCUUCUCAAUACUAUCAGGAACAAGAACAAGCAGCUGCUCAGGUCCAGCAGGUGCAAGGUGCUGCUUCUCCAGCAAGUGGAAGACAAUCUGGGAGUAACGAACGCAAACGUAAAGAACCUCGAGAGAAAGAGAGAGAGAAAGAGAAGAACAGCUGUGUUCUCUUGUAAUAGAAAAUGGAUUCAGUCUGGAGCCAAGUGCAUGUCAUCAGAAGCAAAAAACAAGGAGAAAAAAAAAAAAAAAGGAAGACAAACCCGUUACAUGCCGCCUGUGCCUGAUUACCCCAUAGAUUAUGUUCACAUUUCAAGAGAGGAUGGGUGACUUUGUUACAAUCAUACAAACUUUCUUCAAAGUCAUAGUGCGUGCUGCUCAAGAUGGAAUUCCACAUCUCAGCUGGAUGUGGCUGUGCUUUGAGUUAGUCAUAAGAAAUACUGCACCUUGUAGCUGAACACACAAAUCAUGGCAAGUUUUGUGUCAUAGUGACAUCCAUUACUCAUGACGUCAGUUAGUAAGCUAUUUUAUCUUCUACUCUAAACAAAGGAGGUAAUUAAUUUUGUGUAAGACUUUUUCCUGAAGUCUGUACACUAGCACAACAGAAUUCUGUGUUAUUAACAUGGUAUGAAACUGUAUCAUAGGCUGGGAAUCGUCUUCAAGAUGCAAGAGCCCAAGUAACAGCUGGGCACUGCCUCCUCAUUGUGUCCAGAUUUCUUUGCUUCUGGAUCUGGCAUAUUUGUUUUUUUUUAACCCAGAUUUAUAGUGUUCCUCAUAGCACCUCCUGGCCAGCUUUCUUGCCCCACGAGUAGGUGACUUGACAGUCAUCGUACAGAAAAUUGUCACAGAAAACGGGGCAUUUAUUAAUGAGCAAGAUUAAUAUUGUUUGCUUUUCUUGCAAUUACAAACUGGGUUUGGCAACUCAGAUGUUAUCAGGGUUAAACAAAUAAUUUUAUAGGUAACUUUUUUUUUCUUUUAGUAUGUUCUCUCUUGUAGGUAAACUGGACCAGGUAAAUUCUUAUUUAUUGACCUCUCCAUAUGCUAGGUGAAUGAUGAGAGGAAACUAAGGUCUAUUAUAGUCAUUAUUCUAUAUAAGAAUGCAGAGUUAAAAUAACUAACUAUCUGCCUUUUUUCCAGAAGUACCUUGAACUUUACAGUGACGUUAAUGUGUCCACUUGUAUAUUUAAGCAAGUGUACUCUAGUUAAAAACACUUUCUUGUUUCUUUUAUAAAUCAUUUAUUCUUAAAAAGCACACUUCUGAAGGGUGAGAGAGAGAAGCUAGGCUGCUCUCCGAGAUUGUUUGCAAAGGUGGUCAGGUGUAAUAUUUUGUUAUUUAAAUCACUAAUUUAGAAUUUUUGGAAACCAGAUUUUUCUAAUUUAUGGGAACCAAAUAAACAUGUUGUGUCUUGUAGUAUUUAUAGAAUACAGAAACAGAAUACUUGCUGAAUUUUGAGGGAACCACAAAUCUUCCUCCACUUCCACUAAGUCAAUAACAAUUACCUUCUUGUGGAACCUUUUUUUAUAAAAAUUUAUAUUUAGCAAUUUGUAGAUACUUUUAAAAAAGGCUGCUUCUCCUGGACAUCUUAUGUAUUCAUGCUCUAAGCCUGGGUAAGUGCAUUAGUGUACAAUAAGCUGGUAAAGCUGAGGCAGCCAGGUGGAAUAGGACAGUCUUGGUUUCAGGUGCUUGGGGAAUGUCAAUAAAGGAGAGGGUAUCUAAAACACAAGUUCACCAGUAAAAGGCUGCUUUAAAAUUAUUUCAAGCAGACUUGCUGCAGAGAUGGGCACCUGUCAUCACAGGAAUACCUAGAAUGAAAAUUAGACAGAUCAAAAAAAGAAUGUCUUAUUAACAAAAGGGCCAGUUUGUACCACUUUUUUCUUCCAUUGCUUUGUCUCGUUUUUUUCAACUUUUGUUACAAUAUCCCUUUUAUAAUAAUGAAGUAAUAAAUGGUAGGAGGUAUCUAAUAUGCAAACUGUAAAUUUAAAAAUUUCUGUUCUCUAGAAAAGUCAUCCCCAGAACAGUAAUUUUAAUACCUAAUGUAUGCAGUUCAGAUCAUUUUCUAUGUCAGAGUAAAGGUUGCUGCCUUUUCUCCUUUGCAGCAGCCUAACUUCUUCAAACAAAUUAAUAUGGAGGAUCACCAACAUGACUUACCUACUUUAAGCAGAUCAGAAAAUAUUCCAGUAGUGUCAAUAACAAAGACUCUAAGCCAGAAUGUUAUUUAAAAACAUUCUGUUACUAAGAUUUUCCCAAAUUUGUGUAUUUACAUUUAUUUAUUGACCUUGAAAAAUAAAUAUGUCAAGCAAAGUGUUUGUUAUCUAAUUAUUUUCAGUAACAGAAUUGCCACUUUAAAUUCCUUUUUGCACAAAUUUAUCAGGAGCAGGCAUUGCAGCUAAUCAGUCUACCUUCUGGCCUGAGAUUCUUGCUUGUAUUAGAAAAAUUCAUGUCACAUUUGCAGUUUCAGACAGGUUGAAACCCAGUAUACUGCAGUUAUGGUAAUGUUGUUAUUUAGUCAUAAAGGAAGAAGAGUCAAAUGUCAAUGCUCAUCGUGCAGUCUGAACGCCCACAUAAUUCAGUUUCUCUUAAAUAAUGAGUAAAGGAUUUGAGAUUCUUUGAGAUGGCAGGCAUGCUGUCUGAGCAGUUAUCUUGUUAAUAUCCUCCUUUCUUCACAGGUCUUGAAGCUUUGGAAAAAGGUAAAGAAUUCCUGAAAUCUAGAGCACUGUUCUGCAUGAGUUGAGUUUUAGUGGAGAAAGUUACAAGCUUCUUAAUAUCCAAAAAAAUGUAAUGCAGCUGGAGGCUUUAUUUAUAUCCUGCUGUGAUUAACCAUUCCAAAAGCAGCUGUCAUGGUUGGUAUAUAUGAUAGUAUCUGAUGAUUAAAAAAGAAAUAAAACCAGAAUUGCUUUUAUCUCUAAUAGCGAGCUUGGAAAACAAUAUUACAAAAUAUUCAUGGAGUACUAGAAAGACAAUGUCAACUUCUGACUAUUUACUUCAUUUGCCUCUUCUUGAUGGUCAAUGUCUGGCAAAAGGCUACAGAUUUAAAGUAUAAAUCUGUUUAUACAACUUAGCAUGCCCAUGCUCCAAUUUACAUACAUCAUAUAUAUGAAAGUGUCCAGAAAAGUAGAGUAGAACUUGGUUUCCCACUAGACAAAAGCUAGCACAAAAAAACCCAGACUCAGAAUUCUUGUUGUUGCAUUGUAAUUGUGAAAUAAAAAGCUAAAUACAAGUAUUCUUAAAAUCAUAAAAAA